UGCGUGUGCAUGUUUUCCGUCGGUGCCCCGCGGUGCUGCAGAGAGGGUCGACCCGUCUGCGGGGCUCCGUCAUUGGUGACGUCACGGCUCCCUCUAAAGUUACACACUCGGAAUAUGCGGACGUUUGCGCGUCCCAAGAAGUUGUGUCUCUUCUUCUUCUCCCACUCCACUAUUUGUCGAAAUGCCGAUCGCUGGCCGCGGUGAACUUCUGGCCGUGGUAGCUGUUGCUGUGGCGAGUUUGUGCUGUUGCGUGUCGUCCGUGAAUUCGGAUGAAGAUGAGGUUCUGGAUAAAGCUUCCCUCGUGGAGUUCUACAAGAGGGGCGUGUUCGUGCUGGAGAGCGGGCCCCUGAAGCGCUGCGUGGCGGCCGACCGCUCCAACCUGGUGCUGGAGGACUGCGGGCGGCUCACGCGCCGCUCGCUCUGGGCCUGGAUGUCCCGCCACCGGCUGUACAACCUGGGCACCAGCGCCUGCCUGGGCCUCAACCUCACGGACGCCACCCAGCCGCUGGGCCUGUUCGAGUGCGACACGCCGCUGCGCACCGUCUUCUGGCGCUGCAACGGGGCCUCGCUGUACGGCGCCUCCCAGAUGAAGCUGGCGGUGAUGGGCCGCCUGGUGGUGGCGUCCCGGAAGUCGUACCACGCCUGGCGCCGGCUGGGCACCGAGGCCGAGGGCCCGUGCUCGGUGCCGUACGAAGACGUCCACACGCUGCUGGGGAACGGCCAGGGCAUGCCCUGUGCCUUCCCCUUCAAGUACAACAACCGCUGGUACUCUGAGUGCACCUCGGAGGGCCGGGAAGACAACCACCCCUGGUGUGCCACAACCCCCCGCUACGACCAGGACGAGAGGUGGGGCUUCUGCCCCAUACUAGACUCCAGCUGUGAGACGUUCUGGGAGUCGAACCAGGAGCUGCAGGCCUGCUACCAGUUCAACCUGUACACCAUCGUGACCUGGAGCCAGGCCCGGGCCUCCUGUCGGGCGCAGCGCGGAGACCUGCUCAGCAUCACCAGCCUGGCGGAACACCAGUACAUCAGAGAGCGCCUGGCGGACGUCGGGGUCAUGGUGUGGAUCGGACUGAACCAUCUGACGGAGGGACGGGGGUGGCAGUGGUCCGAUGGAGCACCUCUGGCCCUGGUCAACUUCACCACUGGCGUGUCCGGCAGCCCGCUGCAGGACAACCGACCGUGUGGCGUGUACAACUCAGCGGGCGCCUGGCAGAGCCUGACCUGUGAGUCUGCUCUGCCCUACAUCUGUAAGAAGACCCCCAACAUAAGCAGGAGGGCGGAGCCACUGGAGAACUGGCAGUACCACCACACGGUGUGUCCUGACGGCUGGACGCCCCACAACGGCCUCUGCCACCGGGUGCUGCCCGUGGAGGAGGCCGGGAGCUGGGGGGAGUCGUCCAGGGCCUGCCUCUCCCUCGGGGCCCACCUCACCAGCCUCCACUCCCUGGCCCACGUGGAGCAGCUGAUCAGCCUCCUGGACGACUUCUCCGGGCUCAGUCCCAAGGUGUGGAUCGGUCUGAAGACGGAGACGUCCCACGCUGUGUUCUGGUCGGACGGCUCCCCGGUCACCCUGACCCAGUGGGCCCAGUACCAGCCCCCCCGGACCCUCAGCCGCCACGGGCCGCUGUGUGGCCGGGCGGACCGCAAGGAUGCUAACUGGGAGCUAGCGCCGUGCGAAGAGCGGCUGCCUGCGGUGUGUCAGAAGAAGGGCCAGACUGACCCCGAUGACCUCAGCAGCCCGGGGCCCAAGGACUGUCCUGAGGUAGGACCCGCACACACACACGCAGAGACAAGGCCGGGAUUUAGGGCCGCUCACGCACUGUCUGGUGUUAGCGUCCACCCUGACUCACUCUGUCCGAGAGAGAGAGAGAGAGAGAGAGAGAGAGAGAGAGAGAGAGGGAGAGGGAGAGGGAGACAGAGAGAGAGAGAGAGGGAGAGGGGGAGAGGGAGAGAGGGAGAGAGGGAGAGAGAGAGAGAGAGAGAGAGAGAGAGAGAGAGAGAGAGAGAGGGAGAGGGAGAGGGAGACAGAGAGAGAGAGAGAGAGAGAGGGAGAGGGAGAGGGAGACAGAGAGAGAGAGAGAGAGAGAGAGAGAGAGAGAGAGAGAGGGAGAGGGAGAGGGAGACAGAGAGAGAGAGAGAGGGGGAGAGGGGGAGAGGGAGAGAGGGAGAGAGGGAGAGAGGGAGAGAGAGAGGGAGAGAGAGAGGAGAGAGGGAGAGAGGGAGAGAGGGAGAGAGGGAGAGAGAGAGAGAGAGAGAGAGAGAGAGAGAGGGGGAGAGGGGGAGAGGGGGAGAGGGAGAGAGGGAGAGAGGGAGGGAGAGAGAGAGAGAGAAAUUCAUCCUUUUUACUUUCUAUUUUACGUUUUGUUUUUUUUCUCGCCUCUCACUCCAUCUUGCUUCUUACAAGCUAUCUCUGUGUGUUUGUGUGUUUUGUCCCCUCGUUGUCAUGCCAACGCUGCUCCGUGGACCCCAGUCAGCGCAGGGGGGUUGCGUGGUGAUGUCCGGCGGUGCGGCCCUGGGUCAGUGGGAGGUGAAGGACUGCGUUACCCACAAGGCCUUGUCUGUGUGCAAGCACAGCAUUCCCGGUGGCCAUGCCGGCGUGCUGCCCAGCGUCCGCAACUACUACCACUACCAUGUCAACAGCACCGCCCCCUGUCCGCCAGGCUGGGAAUCGCAGCUGGGGUUCUGGCAUUGCUUCAAGGUGUUCCAUGAUGAGAAGGUGCUGAUGAAGCGCUCGUGGGUGGAGGCAGACUUCUUCUGCCAGGCCCUCGGAGCGAAGCUGGCUGCCUUCCACCACUAUGAGGAGCAGGUGUUUGUCAAGAGACUGCUCAGCACCAUGUUCGAAAGGGUUCAGGGCCGAUGGUUCUGGGUGGGCUUGAAUAAGAGAGACCCUUAUUCGGACGGGUCUUGGGCGUGGUCUGAUAACAGCCCUAUUGUGACACAGUUCUUCGAAGACAAGAACGAGGAGGACGAGCAGCGCAGCUGUGCGGUCUACAGCCACCUGACCAACACCAUGCUGCCUCAGCCGUGCGACGCCCCGCACGAGUGGAUCUGCGAGCUGCCCAGAGGCCAGGAGCUGAAAAGGCCGUAUUGGUACACGGAACAGAGCGAACCCUGGGUGUUCUACCAUGGGGCAGAGUACCUUUUGGCAAGGCAGCUGUUUGACUGGGAGGCGGUGUCCCUGGCGUGCCAGAUGAUGGGGGCCCAGCUGCUCUCCAUCCACUCCAAGGAGGAGCUCCGCUUCAUCCAGCAGCGCAUGGCCAAGGUCUGGGCUCUCCUGUGGGGUGCUACUGAUUGGUGGAUAGGGCUGUCCAUCAACCGGCCCACGGAGGAAGUCAGUUGGAGUGAUAAGACAGAUCUGGAUCUCCAUAACUGGGCUGAGGGCAGGUCUUACGGGGGUCCUGACAAUCAUAAGCUGUGUGUCAGCAUGUCUUCAGCAACAGGGAAGUGGUCCGUGGGCGAGUGCACCGGUCUCCAUGGUUACGUGUGUAAGCGGCGGACAGUGUCCGUGUUGGAGACCCACCGAGAGCCCCACUACAUCGGCAGCUGCCCUGAGAACUGGGUCUACUUUGGACACAAGUGCUUCCUGCUGCACCUCCCUGAUGGACCAGAGGAGGGGAAGAGCUGGACCGACGCCAACUCCAUCUGCUCCUCCUUCCAGGGCUCGCUGGUGGCCAUCGAGGACCCCAUACAGCAAGCAUUCAUCACCAUGCUGCUGCAGGGCAGUGCCGUGGGCGUCUGGAUUGGACAGAGGAUCGACGACACCGAUUGCUGGACCAACGGGAGGCCUGUGGGCUACACCAACUGGUCCCCCAGAAACUCUCCUGCUGCGGAUGAUUGGCUGAGCACGGCGAUGGCGGCAGGUGAGCCUCUGUGUACCGUGCUCUCCAACCACCACAACCUGCACCUGGCGGGGAAGUGGUACGACGACAAGUGCUCCGAGACGGGCUACGGCUACAUCUGUCAGAAGCCCCAGGACCCAUCCAAACCGCCGACCCACACGUACCACCACCCCGCCCCGGACAACGUGGACUACAAGAGCCGCAACUACAAGGUGUUGCCGGGCAACAUGAGCUGGUACCAGGCGCAGCAGGCCUGCAUGGACGUGGGCUCGGAGCUGGCCAGCAUCACGGACGCCUACCACCAGGCCUUCCUCACCGUGCUGGUCAACCGGCUGGCCGCGCCCCACUGGAUCGGCCUGUACAGCCAGGACGACGGCCAGAACUACCAUUGGUCGGACGGCAGCGACACGGUGUACGCCCACUGGGACGUCAGCGAGGACGAGGAGGACUUUGUGACGGGGGAGUGUGUGUACCUGGACGUGAGCGGGGGCUGGAGGCGGGCCGACUGCGAGAGGCCGCUCCCGGGGGCACUGUGCCACGUCCCCCCGCCAAGAAGCAAUGCCUUCACCAUCUACGAGGUGGUUUGUCCCCCUACGUGGGUGAAGUUUGGAAACGGCUGUUAUAACUUUGAGCCUGCGGUCGAAAGACUAACCCUGGAGAAAGCCAGAGACCACUGCAGGCAGAAAGUCAACACGUCAGAUGUCCUCAGCAUCCAGAGUGAGGCGGAGAACCGCUUUGUGCUGGAGCAGCUGUGGUCGUCCGGGUUCCCCCACCAGACGCUGUGGCUGAGCAUGUUCUUCAACCCCGACACGAAGGCGCUGGCCUGGCUGGAUGGCUCCCCUCUCAACUUCACCAACUGGCACUUCCACGCCCCGGAGCGCAACUCUCUGUCCGCAGACAGCUGCCUGUCUGUCAGGGUGCAGGACGGCACGUGGCACCUGUCUGCCUGCACCCAGCGCCUGGGCUUCGUCUGCAAGACACGGCCCGAAACCAUAACUGAGGUGGAAGUGGAACCACUAAACGGCCUCCAUCGGGGGGUCAUCCCCGCUGCCGUCCUGGUGGCCGUGCUGAUCUUCUGCUUGGCGGCCGGGAUCCUCUGGCUCCUGUACCGAAGGAGCAACUCGCGCUUCGGCCGGCUCCCCCCGCUGGUGGGGGGGGCGUACUACAGACAGACCGACUCCCAGGGCACCGAGUCAGACGGCAACGUGCUCAUCACGGACCUGGAGGGUGGGGGUGUAGUGCGCCUCGUGUGCGUCCGGCGGCUGCGUCCCCUGAACGCGGCGCGCAGCUGCGCUCGGUCGGUCGGGCUGCGGAGCUUCGCGUCCCUUUGUGUGUAG
This is a messenger RNA of Gadus macrocephalus (Pacific cod), 5179 nucleotides long. RefSeq names its product lymphocyte antigen 75 (gene ly75). Gene Ontology annotation, molecular function: signaling receptor activity. Lineage: Eukaryota; Metazoa; Chordata; Actinopteri; Gadiformes; Gadidae. The record is from RefSeq and is a predicted model, not a curated record.